This is a messenger RNA of Recurvomyces mirabilis, 1275 nucleotides long. RefSeq lists its product as uncharacterized. Lineage: Eukaryota; Fungi; Ascomycota; Dothideomycetes; Mycosphaerellales; Teratosphaeriaceae. The transcript has a single exon. The record is from RefSeq and is a predicted model, not a curated record. Gene Ontology annotation, molecular function: hydrolase activity, hydrolyzing O-glycosyl compounds. The coding region runs from base 1 to 1275 and encodes 424 amino acids.
AUGCUGAGGAAGACUUCACUAUUAUUGACGCUUCUGCUGGUUGUGGUGGUGGUAUGCUUUAGCUUACAGAAUGUACCGAUAGGCCAGGCGCGGAUCCAACAGACUGUGAUGAGUGAGCUGGGGAGUCCGACUACUUCAAUACAACAUUUCGAACCUCCUUUCCAGACUGCUGGCAGGCAUAUCGUUGAUGCCAAUGGCAAACGGUUCAAACUAGCGUCCAUCAACUGGUAUGGCGGAAGCGACCUCUACUACGUUCCUGGCGGACUGGACUUCCGCCACCGAUCAGAAAUCGCCGCGACCAUGCGGAAAAUGGGCUUCAACAGUGUGAGGUUUCCGUAUUCGGAUCAGAUGGUUAUCGAGAAUCCUAUCAUUCCUCCCGAGUUCAUAUCAGCCAACCUCGACUUGCUGGACAAGUACAACCUCAAGCAAAACUCAUCAAGGUCCGACAAAGAGCUUGAUGGUCCACGUGCACUGGAUGUAUACGCUGCAUGCGUGGAAGCGAUGACCGAUGCUGGUCUUGCGGUCAUUCCUAACGACCACAUUACCAACGCCCAUUGGUGUGACGGCAAGAAUCUAUGCGAUGCGAGCUGGAAGAACGAUCAUUACGGCACCGUUUGCAAAGUCAGACAAACGACGGAAAGCUGGAUUGACAAUUGGAUCACGAUCAUGAAGCCGCAUAUCGACAACCCGCUAGUAAUUGGAGCCGAUCUCCGUAAUGAGCCUCGUGGACUCUGGGGGACCAUGACUUGGAGCAUGUGGGCCACUGCUGCAGAGCAAGCGAGCGAGGCGUUGCUCAAGCUUCAACCAAAUUGGCUCAUGUUCGUGGAAGGCAUCUCAUCCGCCAAUGACUGCUCUGGAGCUCGUACUCGGCCAGUGAAACUAUCAAUUCCAGACCGUGUAGUGUACAGUAGCCACGUCUACGCAUGGUCCGGCUGGUCGACCCUGGUACCGUACCACAAACGACCUUAUCCUUCAUUUGCCUUGGACAUGGAGCGUAACUGGGCUUUCCUACUAAGAGGCAACAUCGCACCGGUAUGGCUCGGAGAAUUUGGUGCUCCACACGGUGGUAACGAAGGCGACCAUCACUACUGGGACAAUCUCAUGAGAUAUUUGAAGGAGACAGAUGCAGAUUGGGGAUACUGGGCGCUGAACCCACGGAAGCCGGAGAACUACGAUAAUGAGACUUAUGGGCUUUUGGCAGAUGACUGGGAGACGAUCAUUGAUGAUUGGAGGUAUCAGGAUCUGGUGAAAUUGAUCCAGCCAACGAAGGCUUGA